AUGGCUCAGUCAGUGACGCCAGCUCGCCGCACGCUCUACAAUGACCCCACGUUCUCCGACAUCAAGAUCCGUCAGAUCUACAAGGGCAAAGUCAAGGAGUAUUGGGCCCACAAGGCUGUGCUCUGCGCUCACUCGGGUUGGUUCAUGGCAGCUUUGACCGGCCAGUUCAAGGAAGCCUCUGCAGACACCAUCGAAGUUCACGAGGACGAUCCGGAAAUCUUCCAAACCAUGAUGGAGUUCUUCUACAACAUGGACCUCAAGAAGUCACACCCGUGUUAUGACAUCGACAAGUUCGUCAAGACCGAUGUGGUCCCCAUUAUUUCACUUCACGCUCUCGCCGACAAGUACGACGCCAAAAUUCUACAGGAGACCGCUAUAUCUGCGUUCAAGACCCAAACAGGCAGAAUUCGUAUUCAUCCAGCAAUCGAAACAGUACAUAUGCUGGUACACGCAUAUUAUUCGGCUUGCUCGGUAGUUCGGAGUGGUAUGGGUGAAGCUAUCGUCCAAUACAUCUUCAAAGUAAAUCUCUAUGGCUUGAGAAACGGCGAGUACGGCGAGCUAUGCGUACAGUAUAGCAAUCUUGGCGCCGACUUCUAUCUUGUGGGCAUAGCUGGUGGUGAACUGAAAUAUGCUUGA
Messenger RNA from Alternaria hordeiaustralica, 636 nucleotides. RefSeq lists its product as uncharacterized. The coding region runs from base 1 to 636 and encodes 211 amino acids. The transcript is spliced from 3 exons. Lineage: Eukaryota; Fungi; Ascomycota; Dothideomycetes; Pleosporales; Pleosporaceae. The record is from RefSeq and is a predicted model, not a curated record. Gene Ontology annotation, molecular function: protein binding.